Messenger RNA from Labrus mixtus (cuckoo wrasse), 2931 nucleotides. Its product is annotated as SLAIN motif-containing protein 1-like. Gene Ontology annotation, biological process: cytoplasmic microtubule organization; positive regulation of microtubule polymerization; microtubule nucleation. The transcript is spliced from 10 exons. The record is from RefSeq and is a predicted model, not a curated record. Lineage: Eukaryota; Metazoa; Chordata; Actinopteri; Labriformes; Labridae. Gene Ontology annotation, cellular component: microtubule plus-end. Bases 43 to 1983 code for a protein of 646 amino acids.
UUGGAGUCAUUUCAUUGUGUGGUUUUUUUUUCCUUCCUUCCAAUGGAAGCAGCGGUGCUGAACCCCGCGAUAAUGCCGGAGGUGGACUGCAACAGAAACACCCUGAACGCCGAGCUGGAGGUGAAGAAGCUGCAGGAGCUGGUGCGGAAGCUGGAGCGGCAGAACGAGCAGCUGCGGACCCGGGCGAGCGGCUGCACCGGCGGGCCGCAUGUGCUGCCGCCGGCGGCCCCGGCGUUCAAGACCUACUGCCGGCCCAGCCCACUGCCUUCACUGCUCUGUCAGCCGUCCUCGGGGUCAUUCACGCCCACGGAGGAGCCUUUCCAGUACUUCCACCCGCACACAGGCGGGGAUGGAGCGGCUGCUGCUUGGGAGGAAGCUGAUGGGGAGGAAGCAUCCGAGCCGUCGGUUCUGGACGAGCUGGAACUUUUGGACCUGGACUCUCUGUCCUGCUCGGAUCACUCUGACGAAACCUGGUUGUACACGUCGUCAAGAGCCUGUGAGUCCUCGGAGGACUCCAUCAGUCCUCUGCAGUGGUGCCGGAAAGCCCUGGACUGUCCCAAGUCGGAGGUGGAGGACGCCAGGAGGUCGCUGUCCCUCCGACUGGAACAAGUCUCCCGGUGGCGUAGCUCCCUCUCCACCCCCUCCCCUUCCUCCUCCACUUCCUCUCCCGGGCCUCCUCUGAGCCGAGUGGCCGGAAUGUCCCCCAUCAGUGUUCCCCCUUCUGCCAAACCGUGCUCCACCCCUCAGUCACUGGACAGACCUGCUCCUCCCCUCUCCUCCCCGCUCCACCCUGUCCUGCACCGGACCCUGAGUCCUGUAGGGAAGGAGCUCUCCCCUGUAGCUGAGAGGACUCCCACCUUCUUCCCCCACAGCCGCAGUCGCAGCCUCCGACGCAUGGCCUUCAGUCCUCAGUCGUCCAUAGACAGCGACCUCGGCGCCUUCGAGGUGGAGGAGGACUGCAUCGCUCUUGGGUACAAGCUGCAGGACCUCACAGACGUCCAGGUCAUGGCCCGACUGCAGGAGGAGAGUCUAAGGCAGGACUUCGCCAGCACGUCGAGCAUGCUCGCCAACCGCCGCAGCCAGAGCUUCACCUUCCAGCUCAGCCAGCUCAGCGCCGGGCCCGACCUGGAGGAGGAAGACGAGGAGGAGGAGGACGACGAAGACUACGGCCUCCUGCCGCCGCCGCAGCCGCGCCUCACCCGCCUCCCGCACUCCCACACCUUCUCCAGCAUCCGAGACUGGCGAAGAAGCACAAGCUCCCUGUGCACCCCUCCUUCCACCCCCUCCACUCCUCCCUACCCCGCCGCUGGGUUCGCCUUUCCAGCUCAACCCCAAACGCAGCCGCAGGGACUCGGCCUGGGACUGGGACUGGGACUGGGACUGGGACUCGGCAGCCUCUGCACGGCCGAGUCGCAGGGCUUCAGACCAGGAUCAGCCGAAUAUGAGAAUAAACUGCGGCGGAGCAUGCCUAACCUCGUCAGAACUCCCAGCAUGCCAAGUGUGCCCGUUCCAACCAAUCCUUGUGCUUCCCCUUCUUUGCUUCGUAACAGCCAGAGUUUUGAUUCGUCCAGCGGACUGGCUCGACUGCAGUCCUCAAUCCCCUCCCCAGGCCAGCUCCAAAACAGGGUCCAGAGCGUCGGAAACUUCACCUCCUUAUCACGGCAACCGCUAAAAGCCACCGCCUACGUCAGCCCCACCAUCAAGGGCUCCCCGUCCAUGCCCACCUCCACCAGCCUCCAGUCUCUAAAUACAAGCACGGGGGCUAACAGCGGGAUCCCUCUGCUCAGCAAACAGUCCAUGUCCAAUUCCACCCUGACCACGGCACGCAGCGGCCUGCCCCGGCCCGCCUCCUUCAUCGGCUCUCCAAGCUCCACGCCCCGCAGCAAGAUGGCCCAACCAGCACGAAGUUUGCUGACUCCUCCAAAGAGCUUGUCCACCCUCAGUGCCCUUCGUGACAGCGCCUGGAGAGACGGCUGCUACUGAUGAACAAACCGUGCAGGAGGUGCAGUGGCGCCCCGCUGGCUGGGGUAAUCCACUACACCUCGACAUGAGAAAUUUCCUUGGGGGGUUAUUUGAACCAAAAAAAAGUUGACCUUAAAUCUGAGAUCCUGCAUAGAGAAAAUAAUUCAAUGUAAUCCAAAAGGGGGCCACUCUGAUCUCGCUCUAUGCAGAAUUUCUUCGGGGAAGGCGGGUUGUUUUUAUCUCAUUGGUCCGUGCCAAGGGGGAGUCGUUCCCCGUCGCUCUUGUGCAAUAAGCCACUGACUGUAGGCUACCAGUAAUACUCACCUGCUAAAGAGGGCUGCCAGUUUUUACGAGCCUCAACACUGUAUUUAUUUAUUUAUUGAGGUAUUUAUUUUGAAUAAAACGUUUUGACUAAUCAGGUGUUUUCCCUCUGGCAUGUGAAAUGUAAAAUGUAAUCAGUCCCUGAGAGUUUGGGCACAUUUGGUCGAAUUUUUACAAGCGAAACAUUAAAAGUAUGUACUUAUGUUCAAAGCUUAUUAUUAAUGUCCAUAUAUAUAUAUAUAUAUUUAUUGAUGCAAUAUUAUUCACUUUUAAAUGUGACCAAAAGGAAAAGGUCUGAAUGUGUUUGCACCACUGUGUCACCAUAGCAACACAAAUUGGUACAUAUUAACACUUUAAAAAAGGAGCGUUAAUGAAACUGUUCUUGUUGCACUUUGUAUAAACUUUCUGAUUCUUUGUGUUCUGUUUACAAAUGUUUGCACUUCUUUUACGUUUCUGGAUUUAGGGGAUCAAAGCGUUAGUUUCACGUCACACAGAUACACGGCGUAAAUGUAGCACUUUCUGUUUGUAACAUGUGACCUGUGUUUUUAACUGACCGUGACGAUUGCACAUUUCACACAACAAUGACAAUUUUGUUACCGUGAUGGACUGAAUGAGUGAACAUUUUAAUAAAACAUACUGAAAUAAGAA